AUGUCAAGUCUUUCGUCGGAGAAGCUAGACACCUACUCUGACGACAUCAUCAUCGACGAUAUCGAUAUGGCGUACAACGACCCUCCCUCAUCGCCUUUUAUGGACCACAUCGAUGUCGAAGACCAAGAGAAUAUUGCCCCCAACGCAGCGGCCACACCCGUGAAGCCACUAGUUGAUCUGGAGGACAGCGCACCGCAAUCUGUGUUCAGAGUGUCGCCAGAGAAGAAGUAUGGGCUGAAAGAGCGCACAAGCCCAAUGAAGACGCUCCCGGUGAAGAAUUUAAUGGACGACUUCGACGACGCGGCACUCAAAAUUAGCAGCGACGAUCAACACACGCCCAAGAGAGAUAUCUCUUCAGCCAAGGAGACUCCCAUCGAGCGACCAGGCUCCGCAAUGAGCAGCAACUCCCACAAGAGCCAGUCACCCUCGAAAUCGUCCCGCGUUCCUUCGCCCGGAACGGCUCAGCGCAAGACAACACAUACACACCAACGCCAAAUAUCUGUUACGCCAUCAAAACGACCGGCCUCUUCUCACCAAGAGCCAGCCCUUCGUGAUAAUGAAGGCUUGACCACUGCAAUGAAAUUCAUGGAAGAGAGUAGCUCGAGAAAUCGGGAAACUCCAAGGAAACAAUCUUUGCGAAACGACGAAUACGAGAUCGAUCUGAGUAUGGACAACACGGACUUCAACCCAGACGGCCCAAAAGUAACAUCCUUGGAUGUUGACGAUACCUGCUUCAGCAACUUCUCAGAAAUGCCCGGAAUAGAUAUGACAAAGUUUGCCGGCCUAAAGCAGAGCCCAGCCAAAAACCAGAUGCCAGAUCCAAACCUCCGCGCAUACUACCAAAACCAGCGAUCACCGGCCAAAGGUGGAUCGCAAGUACCUGCGACCCCGAACCAGAGAAGUCAAAUGUUGAAUUUGUUAGAUUUCGAGCUGCCUCCACCACCAACACCACGUUCACUGCCUACUGUCACUAUUCGUGAGUUGGAGUCUGUAAAAUCCCAGUUCCAAUCUCAGGUCUCGUCUCUUACAGCUAGCUUAUCUGGAAAAGAAGCCGAGAUCGACGCUCUUUCAAAAGCUAUUGCCGAUGCUGAGCGCCGGGUUGGCGAAGCCCAAGAGACCGUCCGCGACGAACGCUCAGCUCGCGAAUAUGCAGAGACUCAAAUGGUCGACUGGAAAUCAAAGGGUGAAGAGGUCCAAAGAUUACUGCAAGACGUCCAGGCCGAGAUGGCUCGUAAUGACGCUGAGCGUGAAGAUCUCCUAGCGAGGUUAGCUGAUGCUGAAAAGCGUGCGGAUGAUGCUGAGAGCCGCUCGGCUGAGCUUGAAACCAAGGUCAUUGACGCUGAAAGCAAGAACGUGGACAUGACGACUUUCAUCAAUAACGACGAGGGAGACGAGAACAAAAAGGUCUACUCUGAGCUCGAAUGCCAAUCUGCGAUUGCUGAGAAGGUCAAUGAGAUUGCACGUGACCUACAUACAGCUUACAAGGCCAAGCAUGAGAAGAAGAUCAAGGCCCUCAAGGACAACUACCAGAAGAAGGCCGAUGAUAAGUGUAAGGAGCUUCGGACGCAGAUUGUUAGUCUCGAACGACAAGUUGAGGAGGCAGAGAAAAAGCGUGACAGCACAUUCAGCAGGAUCAACCCCGAUCAGCAUAACUCCGAGGACGAAAACCAAAGAGCAUCCCCCACAAAGUCUACACGAAACGCCGAAGACGCUCAGAUGCUAGAAGCGCAGAGAGCCGAAAUCGAGAACCUCAAAGCUAGACUCGCUGGUCUGCAAUCUGAGCUUCAUUCCCUUCGCAAGUCCCAUGAUAUACUUGUGGAGGAUCUUGAGGCUGAGCGCAUUGAGAAGGGUGAGCUGGUAGCAGCUGCCGAACAAAUGCUGUCUAUGUGCGGUGAGAAGAUGGAAGAGAUGCAACAAGACGACCUUCGCCGUUCACAAAUCAGCUCUGCGCCACCUACUGCGCCUCAACAACAAGCACCACCCCAACAAGCAAUGCGCAACACAGGCUUCCUUGCUGGUGGCACCAGCACUCCUCGCCCUGCGUCUGCACUCGUUGGCGGACGCCCCGGCAGUGCUAUGGGUGACCGUCUAGGGGCCAUGAAUGAGCGCACAGGUAGUGCCAUCGCCAAGCCGUCCGGUCUUCGUGCACCAGGUGGUCUAAAAUUUCAGGGUACUCCCGGACUGAACAGGAGCCAAAGUGGCGGGAAGAGCAGGUUAUUGUCUAACAUUGAGCGUAUGGGUGGAGGAAAGACACAGGAGUAG
Messenger RNA from Alternaria alternata, 2262 nucleotides. RefSeq lists its product as hypothetical. The transcript has 2 exons. The record is from RefSeq and is a predicted model, not a curated record. Lineage: Eukaryota; Fungi; Ascomycota; Dothideomycetes; Pleosporales; Pleosporaceae. Bases 1 to 2262 code for a protein of 753 amino acids.